ACAUUUCCCAGAGAUCCCCGGGCUCCUGUCCACCAUGUGGCAGACGUUGGGCAACGGCCAACACUCUGUCUCCACGGCAACAGGCAGGGGCGACGAUUACCCCCCCUACUCGCAGCAGCACGCACCGCCCAAUCAGGAUGCAGGAUUCAGCCCGCAGGUGGACCAGCUGUCCUGGGGGGUGGAGGAGGAGGGCCCCCCCCUGGGGAGCCACAUGGGGGAGGAGGCUCCUCUCUGCAGACAGACCGAUAUGGAGGAGCUGAGGAGGAGCUGCUCAGAGAGCCAGUGCACCGCCUCCCACCUGGACGGACAGGUGAGGCAGGUAGAGGUGUACCCAGGCUCUGGAGUCCUCUGUGACAUCAGCUCCUGGCAGGCAGCCAAUCAGGCGGUGUCUCCCACGGCGAUGGCCCGCAUGCUGCUGAUGGGGGUGUUUGAUAUGAACACCUUGAUGAACAGCAACCUGCGGGGGGGGCGGAGCCGGCGACCCGCCUCACACUCACAGCGCCGAGCAUUGGACCCACACCGGAUCAACGCCAUCUUCAGUACGUACCCCUCACCUGUCUCUCUCUCUCUCCCACACCUGUCUCUCUCCCUCUCUCCCACACCUGUCCCUCUCUUUCACCCCUCUCUCUGCCCCCCCCUCACCU
Messenger RNA from Notothenia coriiceps (black rockcod), 644 nucleotides. RefSeq lists its product as uncharacterized. The record is from RefSeq and is a predicted model, not a curated record. The transcript has 2 exons. Lineage: Eukaryota; Metazoa; Chordata; Actinopteri; Perciformes; Nototheniidae. The annotation marks the transcript as partial.